Molecule: messenger RNA, 921 nt
Organism: Enterobius vermicularis (human pinworm)
Lineage: Eukaryota; Metazoa; Nematoda; Chromadorea; Rhabditida; Oxyuridae
Source: the annotation of a GenBank genome assembly
AUGAUAGCAGUGAAAAAAAAUAUUAGUAACGGUUCGUUGACAAACAUCGUUGAUAAGGAAAUGGAAAACUAUACGAUUUUACCAGACGCGAUUAGUACAAUUUCGCAAAGGUUAACCGAAAAAUAUGAGAAUACAUUGGAAAAAAUGAGGGCAAUAACGGCACCUGUCCAGAACACUACCGUCAUUUCUCCAACAAGAGUAUGUGAAAAAAUUAGUGAAAAUAAACUGUAUCAAAAAUUGGAGAAAGUCGGUGGACGUAAUCAACAGUUUAUGGCUAAUUCGCCAGAAGAAGCUGGACGAAACUUUGCGGACCUUAUACCGCACCAUGACGAACUGUACGCACUAAACAGUAACAUCUCUUUUGACGGAAUUUUAGACGAACAGCCAGAAGACGAUUGCGAUUCUUCAUGUACAGAAAUAACGCAGAGGUUGAGGGACUGGAUAAAAGAUGAAGAGAGCGACUAUUACGCCGAUUACGAAAAGAAAUUUUAUGACCAUGGUCCAGCAGAAGUGCAGGAAGGAAAACCUGGAUCUUUCAAAGUCUCGUGCAGCCUCGAGCAGUUUAUACCAGUGACUAAUUGUACGCCAAGAGGUGAAGAAGAAAUAUGGGGGCACGGAAAGUUGUGUACAGCAUGUCAUGGCGUUUACACAUUAAGUAAAGACUGUUUUCCUCGGUUUGUAAAUUCAGUUACCUGCGGUAGUGACGAUGAUCGUUGUAUCUUUGAUAAAAUGCCUAAAGCUCAUGGUAAAUGCCAGUUACGUACAUUGAGUUUCAAGGUGCUCAGAAAUCAGGGAACUCCUAAGUGUGAGCAGUGGAUGUAUGAAUACAUAGAUGUACCCAUUGCCUGUGAAUGUUAUUUAGAUAAAAGUUCACCUUCGCUUUCAGCAACUCCGUCUCAAACGGGUAAUAGUUUUUUCUGA